This is a messenger RNA of Megalobrama amblycephala (Wuchang bream), 908 nucleotides long. Its product is annotated as nuclear apoptosis-inducing factor 1-like. Gene Ontology annotation, cellular component: nucleus. Lineage: Eukaryota; Metazoa; Chordata; Actinopteri; Cypriniformes; Xenocyprididae. The transcript is spliced from 2 exons. The record is from RefSeq and is a predicted model, not a curated record. Bases 240 to 899 code for a protein of 219 amino acids.
CCUCAUUUAUAAAACUUUGCGUAGGAUUUGCGUCAGAAGUGGCGUACGGAUGAAACAUAGGACGUGCGUACGCACAGAAAUAUUCGGAUUUAUAAAACCGUGCGCACGCACAUCCUACGGAUUUUUCCCUUAAUAAAUCACAAUCAAUUCUAAAUGUAGCGCAGCUUUUGCGGCUUCAUGACACGCCCAUAAAUAGUCAGUGAAACGCCCACAAGUUAAUAUUCAUUGAUUGCGAAAUCAUGGCAAACACAGAGAGGAAAUCAAAAAAACUUAACUUCACUCAAUGUGAAGUAGAAGUUAUCGUUGGCGAGGUGGAAAAGAGGAGAAAAAUGUUGUUUGGAGGGCACAGUGUGGGCAUUACUAAUGCCAAAAAGGCACUUGAGUGGCAAACGGUGGCAGACGCCGUAAAUGCUGUAGCCUCACAACCUCGGACCGUGGCCGAAAUAAAAAAGAAAUGGUCGGACAUCAAAGUCGAGGCAAAAAAACGUCUAGCGCUCCAUCGCCAGAGUGUGUCUGCCACGGGUGGGGGAAAGGGGACACCGGAGCUGACCCCUCUUGAUGAGAGACUGGCGGCAAUUAUUGGGGAAUCCCUAUUAAGUGGAGUGGUGACUGAGGCGGAGGGGGACACUGACGCGCCAGAUGCACCGGGUGACACAGUUGCUGGGUGUUCCAGCGGGGCCAGUGGUUACGAUGCUGCAGCUGAGCAGCCGUCUGGACCCAGCGUCUCCACGGCACGCGGCUCUCAACCCUCCAGCAGUGGACGUGUCCUCACCGAUGCAGUCCUUGAAAUGCAGAGGGAAGUCAUUAGUUCAAUCAGAGAGGUGGCCAAGGAGUUGGGCGAAAUCAAGACUGCCCUGACUGAAAUAAACUGCACGAUGAGGGAAUUCUUGAAUAAAUAAUAUUUUCCA